Messenger RNA from Haplochromis burtoni (Burton's mouthbrooder), 4058 nucleotides. RefSeq names its product protein tyrosine phosphatase receptor type Ea (gene ptprea). NCBI's taxonomy places the organism in Eukaryota, Metazoa, Chordata, Actinopteri, Cichliformes, Cichlidae. The record is from RefSeq and is a predicted model, not a curated record. Gene Ontology annotation, molecular function: protein tyrosine phosphatase activity. Gene Ontology annotation, biological process: protein dephosphorylation.
ACACUGAAGCGUCGCCUCGGCUUUUCCAAGACAAUCUGCGCUCAGGACUGAAUAUUAAAGCCAUCUAAGAGGGUGAGGGCGGCAUGCAGCACUGACCAGGCCUGGAAUCAAACCAAGACCACUGCAGUGGUGAGAAUCCCUUUAAGGCUUACAGUGCUGCUCCUCAAACAUUUCGGCUGACUCCUGCUUGAUAAACUCCUGGAAGUGAAAAGCUGAGACCCACAAGUGAUCCAGGGAUUCACGUCACUCCAACAUGCCUUCUUCUGUCUAACUACUCCCUGGAGAUAAGUACAACAAUGUGACCACUCAAAUCGAUCAGAACCAUGUGACCUGCUAUUAUGGAUACGAGGAAAGGCUUACACUGAAUUAAAACUCAUCCAGAAACCACAGAUAACGGAUACAUCAUCUCCACUGUGCUGGUUGUGUCCCUGCUGGUGCUCAUCAUCGCACUGCUAGCCUGGUACUUCCUCAGGUUAAAAAACCAGAGGAAAGCUGUAGUCACAACAGUUGACAAGAAGAUACCAAAUGGCAUCCUGGAGGAACAAGAGCUUGGACACAGUACUGAGUCGUUAUACACCAUUAUACCACCAGAGCAACAGACGGUGGUUCUUCUGCCCAGAUCCUCUUCUGCCUCCAAGACAUACUUGCCCAUCCCAGUUGACCACCUAGAGGAGGAAUACAGGCUCCGCUCAGCUGAUGAUGGCAAGCUGUUCAGGGAGGAGUACAAUUCCUUGCCAGGGGGUAAUCCCCAAGGGACAUACGAAGAAGCAAACAAGGAAGAAAAUAAGGAGAAGAACAGAUACCCCAACAUCCUUCCCUAUGAUCAUUCUAGAGUGGUGUUAACAGAGCUGGAGGGAAAUCCCUGUUCAGACUAUGUGAAUGCCUCUUACAUUGAUGGUUUCACGGAAAAGAACAAAUUCAUAGGCGCACAAGGUCCAAAAGAAGACACCGUAGCAGAUUUCUGGCGGAUGAUUUGGGAGCAGAAAGUAUCAACCGUUGUUAUGUUGACAAACCUGAAAGAAAGAAAAGAAGACAAAUGUUACCAGUACUGGCCAGACCAGGGUUGUUGGACUUACGGAAAUGUGAGGGUAGCGGUCGAUGACUUCACAGUCCUGGUGGAUUACACCAUACGCAAGUUCUGUGUGCAAUAUCAGGCCAGUGACGCCGCUAAGACUCCCCGCCUGGUCACCCAGCUCCAUUUCACCAGCUGGCCUGACUUUGGAGUUCCUUUCUCCCCAAUUGGAAUGCUCAAAUUUCUCAAAAAGGUCAAGUCAGUAAAUCCAGACUUCGCUGGGCCCAUUGUGGUCCACUGCAGUGCUGGUGUUGGGAGGACGGGAACCUUCAUUGUAAUAGAUGCCAUGAUUGAAAUGAUGCACGCAGAGCAGAAAAUUGACGUAUUUGGGUUUGUCUCCAAGAUACGAGAGCAGCGCUCGCAACUCAUCCAGACAGAUAUGCAGUACUCAUUCAUCUAUCAGGCCUUGCUUGAAUACUACCUCUAUGGAGACACAGAACUGGAUGUUUCUUCUCUGGAAGGUCAUCUGCAGAAACUGCACAACACCUUUAAUGAUGGUGAUCGGAUUGGCCUGGAGGAAGAGUUUAAGAAACUGACUAACAUGCGCAUAAUGAAAGAGAACAUGAGAACAGGAAACCUCCCAGCCAACAUGAAGAAGAACAGAGUUCUGCAAAUUAUUCCCUAUGACUUCAACAGAGUAAUUCUUUCCAUGAGAAGAGGUCAAGAGUACACAGACUAUGUCAAUGCGUCUUUUAUAGAUGGCUACAGACACAAGGACUACUACAUUGCCACACAGGGCCCUCUGCAGCACACAGUGGAGGAUUUUUGGAGAAUGGUGUGGGAGUGGAAAUGUCACUCCAUAGUCAUGCUCACUGAGCUCCAGGAGAGGGAGCAGGACAAAUGUUGCCAGUACUGGCCGACAGAGGACUCAGUCUCCUAUGGAGACUACACAGUAGAGCUAAAGGGAGACACCCUGUGUGAAACCUUUAGCCUACGAGACUUGGUACUCACCUUUGUUCCGGAGAAGCAGACAAGGAUGAUCAGGCACUUCCACUUCCACGGCUGGCCAGAGAUCGGAAUCCCGGCCGAGGGGAAAGGCAUGAUCGACAUUAUCGCCGCAGUGCAGAAACAGCAGCAGCAGUCUGGGAACCACCCCAUUGUUGUACACUGCAGUGCUGGUGCAGGGCGAACAGGUACGUUCAUUGCACUGAGCAAUAUCUUGGAGCGAGUCAAGGCAGAAGGCCUGCUGGACGUGUUUCAAACUGUGAAGAGUUUACGCAUGCAGAGGCCUCACAUGGUCCAAACAGUGGAACAAUAUGACUUCUGCUACAGGGUGGUACAAGACUUUGUUGACAUUUUCUCAGACUAUGCCAAUUUUAAAUGAUGAGAUUUGCCUUAAACACGGUUUUUAAAUGUUGUUUUCUAAAGCCAGUUUGUCAGUUUUAUGCGUUUCUUUAACUUGGUUAAAAUAAUCUUCUAUUUUGCUAUGCACUUGUCCUACCAUUAACUCCAGCUCCUUUCUCGCUGUAAUAUAUGGUAUGUCAGUCGAUGAGAAUUGUAAAUGAAAAAGCUAGAUUAAUAAUGUAUAUUUCACAACAUGUAUGAUCAUUUCUUCGUCAUGAAGUGUUGUUUCAGAGUCCGAUUUUAGUUUUGUUGUAUAAUAUUGUACUUUAAAUGUUUGUGUUAUUUUGGAUUGACCACAUAAUAUUUUUAAAAGUUGUAGUUAUUGUAAAUGUAUUUAUGUAUUGACAAUGACAUUCCUGUCUUUUAUUUGGAGAAGAUGGCAGGAAUGUUAAUAUUUGUUUUAUGUUGUAGUUAAUUGUACACAUACAUUCUUUCAUUUUGAUGACUUCUGAGAUUAGAGGUGAUACUGAAACUGUUUUUCAUUCUCCUCGAGCUACAUGGCCAUCACGAUUGUGAUGCUUUUUCCAAUGGAAACGGUGUCUGAAAAUGAAUGAAUGAAUCACAUCAACCAUAAUGCAGAGGGCAUAAAGUUACGCACCAAAGGCUGAGGUGACGAUACAUAGUUUUUACUUUGUUUUUUUAAAAUAUGGACUGAGGCAGAAGUUCAACGGACGUAGCAGAAUCGCAAAAGAUUCUUAACCUUUAACGUUUUGUACCUCAAAAGGUCGUGUAACUGCAGUGAACAUGGAUGUAACAUAACUAGAGUCUGCCUUUUGUCUGUAGACAGCAAAAAGCAUUUUGCUAAAGUGGCUGCACAUUAACAAGCACACAACUAAGCCUUUUACCAAGAACCUGUAAUACUGAAGAGCAUGUUUACUGCUUUAUUUGUAUUUUAGACUAGAGUUUUACACAAAUUAGUGCCAUAUGUACUUUUUAAAGACAGGAAGUGUGGUCUCCAAAUGUAGUAACUGCAGUAUAAUUUUACGAUGCACAGUCACUAUACAGGGAAGUAAUAGAAGUUCAUCAUUAAUCCUGAGUCCUGUAAUGGCAAAAACCACAAUAUACCAAUGUGGUGCUUCAGUGCCUGUCUAAUGCCAGAGAAACAAAAACAGCCCAUUAUAUCUACGUCUGCUUCUUUGACAUCUUUUAGAUUCCGUUGGUUUGUUUUGGCACAGUGGUAAAAACGAGGAAGCAGAAUGUUUUAAAUAAAAACUGUCCAGUGGAGUUUGAGUCUUUUGAAAGUAUCUGAAUGUUUGAGCUUUUCUGUGCAUUUUUCUGAGGUAAAUCCAUCUGGUACUCCAUUAGCAAUUUUGUUGAUGCUGUAUGUAAAUAUAGGCUGACAUGACAAAGUGCUAACAUUGUGAAAUUCGCUGAACAGCAAGAACCUGUCAAGUGAUUGGUCAUAUUUUCGUGUGCUAAAUGUAUAGGUCUGUGGGAGAUGUGAGGUUAAGCACAAGAAACAACCCAAGUCUAUUUUUCCCAUGGCUCCUUUUCUGUCCGUGCACCCUUUUUGAGAAACUCGAGGAGAGGCUGUUUAACCUACAGCUCUGCCUUUGCUAUCUCUGUGGGUGGCCUAUCCCUUUUUUGACUCUCAGUGUCUUUGAAAUGCAAAUUGCAAUAUUAAAAUCUUCUGAAAAUGCUG